Messenger RNA from Lytechinus pictus (painted urchin), 5424 nucleotides. Its product is annotated as transcription factor SPT20 homolog. NCBI's taxonomy places the organism in Eukaryota, Metazoa, Echinodermata, Echinoidea, Temnopleuroida, Toxopneustidae. Gene Ontology annotation, cellular component: SAGA complex. The record is from RefSeq and is a predicted model, not a curated record. Gene Ontology annotation, molecular function: transcription coregulator activity. Gene Ontology annotation, biological process: regulation of transcription by RNA polymerase II. The transcript is spliced from 24 exons. The coding region runs from base 321 to 3137 and encodes 938 amino acids.
UCCUGCGACCAUGUUGUUAAUAUGAUCCAAAUUAUUUUCUGUCUUUUAUUCUUCAGGCUUCUAGUUUGGAAGAGGCCAUCUUGCAAGCUGAGCAAGUCUUACAGUCAGUGGAAAGGAAGCCCAAAUUUAAAAACACUGGUUCUAAUAAAUGGAAAUCAAUACAUCAACGUCUUCAGGAGCUAUAUGUUGAAGAAUGUAACAAGGAAUCAAGUGAUACAAGUGUGAAGAGUAGUACCCAUCUUCUCGAUAAGCUAGCUAAGAGAGAUAAACUUACCUGUCUGGUGGUUAAUCUGUUCCCUGGCAACCAAGGAUUCUCAUUAAUGCUUAGAGGCAAAGAUGGCAUAGACACAGAGACAUUGAAGCUACCCUAUGAUGAAUCAGACUUCUUGGAUUAUCUUGAUGCUGAAGAGCUUCCUCCGUUACUAGUGGAGCUCCUUGAUAAAGCUGAUACAAACAUCUUCUACAGCGGCUGCGUAGUGACUGAAAUAAGAGACUAUCGGCAGUCAGCUACUGGUCAGACAUAUCACUCCAAGCACAUACUACUCAGACCUACACCACAGACAUUGGCAUACGAUAUCAAUUCAAUUACAAGUAAUGAUCCACGAUGGAGCAUGGAUGAUAAGUUAGCUCUUGAGAGUCAACUUCUGCUAACCACUCAAGAACCUCUAUGUCUUGAUCCAUCAGUAGCAGUAGCCUGUACUGAGAAUAUAAUACACCAAGAGAAACAUAGACUCAAUACAAGACCUCUCAAAAAGUGUAUGAAGAGAUAUUCUCAGAUUGCCCGUAACCGUCGAGCUACUUUUAAGUCCUUCCCAGCACCACCUGGUCUUAGGCUUCAUGACUUCCUUGCUAAGAAGAAAGAGAGGGCACCCCCUCCUAAGGUCAAUCUCAAAGUUGGCAAACCGUGUGUUGACAUGUGGAAGCAGAGAGAUUUAGACCUUUCUGUACCUGAUAACGUUCCUGUGUCCCAAUUUGCAAGCCAUUCAGAUAGACCUAGAGAAAGAAGUAGUGGUGGGGUUAUACCUGUUGAGGAGGUGAUCUUGGAGACUGAGAGAGGAAAUGGACGUCUGCAGCAUGUCAGAGUUACUAUACAGCAACGUCAGCUAGAUCAAACAUACCAAGGAGAGCAGUAUAUUGAUAGGAAUUACAACCCUAAUGAUCCACAGCAUCCUAGAACUAAUGCAAACUUUACCAAGUUCUAUCUUGGCUCAUUACAAAAUGCACAAAGGUAUCUAAAACAAUUAACUGAAAGCCUGUCAUUGGAGACAAGACAACCGGUGAAGAUAUCCCGGGUCAUGGCAGGUCAACCUCCUCAGCUGAUACAGAACCCUGCCUACCAAUCACACCAACAACAGGGUUCUAGGGGAUCCACUCAGCAGCAGCAGCAGGGGGGUGCGACAGGUGGAGGAGGGGGUGGUGAUGCAGGUGCAUCGGUAUCAGCCCAAGGGGGUCGUACUACUACUACUGGUGGUGCUAGCAUGGAUGCUAGUAACCUGCAGCAGAAUAAUAAUAGUAACAAUCAGAUGGGAGCAGGGGGUGACAUGGCUCCAUUAGAUGCCAAGCAAUCUCUGAAACUUCAGCUUCCUUUGAAUGCUGCCGCAGCCGUUAAUAUGAGCAACACUCUCUCAAACCAGCUCUCACAGUCCGGAUUAGCCGGUUCAAUUAAUUCCCAAGGUCAAAUCAUUCAGAUCACAGGAAAUCAACAAAGUCAGCUACAAGGUCAGGUACAAACACAAGGUCAAACAGCGGGGUCAAAUAUUGCUGUCCCUAGCCCACGCUUGCCUGGUAUGGGCAGACAAUCGCCUGCAUAUCUCAAUAGGGCAAACAAUAACAACAAUGCUCAGCAGGAAAUACUCCCUUCUCCUGUUGGUACACCUACAUCUAUGCCAUCAACACCUCCCGUGUCCAUGUUUAGUGCCAGUGUAGGGGCACAGCUUCGACAAUUGAGGGCGCCCUUGUCUAACCCUCAACAGCCCCAGAGGCCCAUUGCUACCUCUCGUCCUCUCCCUCCAAUCCUUGGGCGUCGUUCAUCUGGUUUAGACGCCCGUCAGGUCCUGGCUGCGGCUGCUCAUUCAGCUAAUCUCCCAGGUUCUAUGGGGCCUCCUCCUACACCCCCACCCUCAACCACACCUUCCCUUCAACCAUCUGUUACCCCUCCACCGGUCCAGGGUAGGACUAAUACCCCCUCUCCUCUUGGAUCUGGAUCAGUUACAUCUACCAAUCAGAUGGCUAUGACUAUUGCUAUGGCACUGGUCAACUCUCAACAAGGAGGCAUUCCUCAAUCAGGGAACACUAGUAAUAUCAUCAACACUCCUAUUGGUGUCAUGACAACCCUCCCUGGUUUCUCACCACAUCAGUCUGGUGGAAUGAUACAGCUAUCAUCCUCUUCAGCUAACUCUAACAAUGAUGUCAUCACAGUGGUAUCCUCGGGGGUUUCCCCAGCUACGACAUCACAAUCUGGUGUUAUCCAAGCUCCUGCUAAUGUCUUAACUGGACCAAUCAACAUCAUCAGUGGUGGUCAAGGUCUUAUAGGUACCGGAGGUCAAGCUGUGAUAGCCAAUGCUCAAGGUCAAGGGAAUAACCAGCUGACUCCAGCCAAGCUAGCCCAGCUGAUGACAAUGAACCUAAAGAAUACUACACUGAGAGCUGCAGCGGCACAGACAGCUGGGGCAGGGGGAGGAGCUGGAGCAGGAGGCAGUGCUGCAGGAGGAGCAGGAAAUAAUCAAGCUCAGCAGAUAUCUCUUCUUCAGGGCCAACAACAGUUGCUCUACAACACCGCCAUUCAGCAACGCCAAAUAAAUCCAGCAACUCUUCAACAACUGCAGCAACAGUUACAGCAUUUGGCAGCACAGAAUCAACAGCAGCAGCAGCAGCAACAACAACAGCAACAACAGCAGCAGCUCUCAGGGUCACAGGGCCAGGCUACAUUCCAACAGCUAACUGCAUUACAGAAGCAGCAGCAAGCCCAGGCUGUUUACCAGAAGCAACAAAUUCUCAGACAACAGCAACAGCAGCUCCAACAAUUACAACAGCAACAACAACAACAACAGCAGCAGCAGCAACAACAACAGCAGCAACAGCAGUUGUUGAAAGGAAAAGGUAAAAAACAACGAGCAACACCUACUCCUCCGCAAUGAAAUCUAUAAUAUAUUUAUACAAAGACCCUGAACCUUAUUAUGUACUUCUAACUUCUAUUGCAUUUACAGCCAGUAGCCUGGAUUAACGAGAAUUUAGUGCAUUUUCCUGGUAAUCUUUUCCAGUUGGGAUUUACUGCAUUUAUAUGUGCACAGCCCAAUACAAGUAAUGUAGAUGAAUUUCAUCAAAGCUACACUCUCAGUGGAUAAUUUUUUUGCAAGACAGAGCAAACUUAAUACAAAUAGACCCCUUGCUCCUUAUUUGUAUAUUUGUACAAAUAAAAUUUAACAAUGCCAGUCAGUUUUACUCACUAGGCAUUAAGUUUUGAGAGAAUGAGUUAAAGCCCCAUCUAUCAAGUAUAAGACUGGUAUCUGUGAAAUUUAAAGGCUAAAACACAAGAUGAUUUACCCUAAAUUUCUACAGCAGCAAAAUCACAGAUCACUUGGCCCAUGCUUCUACCAUGUCCUUCAAAUUUGUAUUCCUCCAUGAAAGAUCCUAGAACUGUGUGAUAUUAUCCUAUGGAGGCUGACAUGUGACCUGUCCAUAGUGACAAUAAUGGUUCCAAUAUUGAGCACUAAUAUUACCCUUUUGCAAUAUCUGGGCUUGUCUAAUGAAGAGUUGCAAUUGAUCCGAUCAAUGCAUGUUUGUUCAAAAUAUUUUCUAUGAACUAUAUUCAUGCAUUCAUUGUUUUCUUGAAAAUUCACUGUGCUUCUCUUUGUUUAACAAGGGACAUUGGGCAAAUUUAUUGUAGAAAAAAUUAUGACACUGAUGGAUUUCUAUAGUUACGAUUGAUUGGAUCAAUCAUAACUCUUUGUAAGACGGGGCCCUGUUCAUGUGUUUUACCUAAAGUUCUAGUGUGAAAAUUGAAUUUAGAUGUCAUAAUCAGUUUCAAAAUUCUGUUUGAUGCAUAUUGAUAACAUGCACUUUGUAAUAUUGUCAUGAUUCUAGUAUUAUGUUUAUGAACAGAAUUGCUGAGAUGAUAUUUUAAAUUUUUAGGAAAUUUGUCUAAAAAUGAAGGUUUUUGUCUGAUAAUGCAGCGGGUUUAUUGAUUAAUAGCCUGUGCGAAUCCCAGUUCAGUUAUGGGAAAAGUUGAAGCCAUUAUGCCUUAUCAAAAGGCAGGCUAUCCCAAUUAAUAUGUUAUUGAAGCCAUGUAUUUUCACUUUCCUGAACAUUAUAUCUUUAAAGCACAGAUGCAAUAAUGUAUGCUUGGAAUAGUAGGUUAGACAAAAUUAAAUACUUUGACAAAGUAUAGCCUGUGCUAUGUAUUCAGUGGCAAAAAUAGUGAGGGCUGAGUUAGGAUUUAAUAUCAUUGUUACAAGUACAUUUUGUUUAAAAUACUGAUCAUGAACCAACCAGUGUCAUUCUUUCAUAUUUGCUAUCCAUCUUCUUCUUCCAGUGGAAAUGCUGACUCAAGAUACUGAACAUAUCAAUCCUUUUUGUUAAGGCCCUGAUCUUAUUGUUCUUCAGUGACUAUUCCUAACAUGUUUUGGUUUUCUACCUUUCCAUUUUUAUAAGAUAAAUUAUAUUGAACUAAUUGGUUUCUUUUUAAAUCUUGUACAUACUUUAAAAAUAUGAAACAUACAUGUCGUUAUUUACAUAUUGUCAUUCGUGAAUUAUGCAAUGAAAAAAUUGUCAUUUACAUAUUUUUGUGCUUUGGUGUUUUAGAUAUCAGCUCGAAAGCUAUCUUCAGUAAUCUUAGUAAAAAAUAUUAAUAAAUAAAAGCUAUAUAACUAUUUAAAAUCUUGUCAAAAGUAGAUAGCUUGAAAUUUACGAGGAAAAGAUGAAUGAGGGAGCUAUAUUUGUGUUUAAAGUGAUCAUGUACCAUAAAGAUGCAAUGAUUCUUAAUUCUCAACCCAGAUGAUUUAUAUAUUUAUCUCAGAGUAUUUAUGAUCAUUCAUGAAUUUUAAUGUAGAUAAUUCAAUAAUUUUACUUUCAAGUACAUGUCAUGUUCAUAUCUAAGAAAUUAAACUAAAAAGGGCACAGUAGAAUAACAAAUAAUUACAUUUGUCCCUCCCAAUGAAAUAUUCUAACAAAUUUCAAAAUAGUUUGAUUUAUGGUUAUCUGCACCAAGUUAAAAAAAAGCAUUCCAGAUUACUAAAUGUGUUUGUAAUACCUACAGGUUUUUCUUUUUUCUGUAUGAAUAAGUGUUAUUAAUGAUAAAAUGGCUAAUGUGACCAAGCAAUUCGAUUUCAUACAUGUUAUUAGUUGUGUAUAGAUUAGAGAUAUCGUAUUUCUUUAAGCAGUAGUUUUAUUAGGUACUGAAAUAAAAUCUACUGAUUUUUAACAAGA